Molecule: messenger RNA, 1095 nt
Organism: Habropoda laboriosa
Lineage: Eukaryota; Metazoa; Arthropoda; Insecta; Hymenoptera; Apidae
Gene: wol
Product: dolichyl-phosphate beta-glucosyltransferase
Exons: 5
Coding region: 102-1088 (328 amino acids)
Cellular component (GO): endoplasmic reticulum membrane
Source: RefSeq, a predicted model, not a curated record
UGAAUGGCGGCAUACGCAGGGAAACUAUGAAAGCAUACGUGUCGUUGGACAAUUUUUGCAAAGUGUAUUUUUCUAACAUUUAAAAACGCUGUAAUAUAAGUAUGAUUUCACCAGGUCAUUUACUUCUUUAUGCUAUUGUAUUUGCAGUAAUAUGUAUAAUUGUGUUUUCUAUAGCAUUAUUUAUAAUAACAGAACCACAUCCACAUAUUUGGAGAGAUGAGAAAGAAAAAUAUUUCUUUAAUCCAAAGACAGAAAAUUCUGAAGUUUUCCCAUCUUUACAUGACAGUUGGAGUGUACAUUUAAGUGUGAUUGUACCAGCUUAUAAUGAAGAGCAAAGAUUACCUACAAUGCUGGAUGAAUGUUUGGAAUAUUUGGAAAAUCGUUUAAAAAAUGGAUGUACUUAUGAAGUGAUUGUAGUUAGUGAUGGAAGCACAGAUAAAACUGUAGAUAUUGCACACAAUUAUGCAUUAAAACAUGAAAAUAUUAGGGUACUAAAUCUUGUUAGAAAUAGAGGAAAAGGCGGUGCAGUCAGACUAGGUAUUCUAAGUGCAAGGGGCAGUGCAAUAUUAUUUGCAGAUGCAGAUGGUGCUACUAAAUUUAGUGACUUAGAAAAAUUAGAUAACAGUUUAACAAGUAUUUUAGGAUUCAAUUAUGUAAACAACCCAAAUGAAGUUAGUUCCUCUCAUGCAGUAGUAUGUGGUUCUAGAGCUCAUCUAGAGGAAGAAGAAACAGCCAAACGCACAUUUUUUCGAUUAUUGUUAAUGCAUGGAUUUCAUUUCUUAGUAUGGUGUUGGGGAGUGAGAGGUAUCAGGGAUACACAAUGUGGCUUUAAACUUAUCACACGGGAAUCUGCAAGAGCUAUAUUCCAAGCUUUACAUGUUGAGCGGUGGGCAUUUGAUGUAGAAAUGUUAUAUAUUGCGAGAAAACUAAACAUUCCUAUUACUGAGAUUCCUGUAAAUUGGACGGAAAUUGAAGGAUCCAAAAUAGUACCCCUUUGGAGUUGGUUACAGAUGGGCACAGAUUUAUUUUUUAUUUGGUAUAAAUACAAAAUUAGGGCAUGGAAAAUAAAAAGAUCUAAACAAAUGUAAUACAAGG